Helianthus annuus (common sunflower) is the source of this 3442-nucleotide messenger RNA. Its product is annotated as protein NLP9. The coding region runs from base 443 to 3139 and encodes 898 amino acids. NCBI's taxonomy places the organism in Eukaryota, Viridiplantae, Streptophyta, Magnoliopsida, Asterales, Asteraceae. The transcript is spliced from 5 exons. The record is from RefSeq and is a predicted model, not a curated record. Gene Ontology annotation, molecular function: DNA-binding transcription factor activity; protein binding.
CGGUCCACUUUCCAAUUUGGGUAAACAGCAUUUCACCAUUUCCGGCAACCGACUUGAAGCCUAUCCGUAUUCUCUUGAAGUUUGGGGCUCUCAUAGUUUUCGAGGUUUUCAACUCACUUCUUUGUCACCUUCCUCUAUAUACUAUCCUUACAAGAUAUUAUCAUAUCAGAUUCACCACCUAGGGUUUGCUUUUUCCUCCCCAAUUCACUUACUUCCUCUAUAUUUUCUCAAUUUUUGAGAUUUGAUUCCUGUUUAUCGCCUUAAAACCCCUCAAGGUUUGAUUUUUACUUGUUAUUCGUUGAUUAUCCGUUUACCCUUUUUGUUUAAUUACGUCAGAUUAGGUUAAAGCUGUGAUUUUUGUACAGAUUAGGUUUAAUUGAGUUGUUUUUGAUAUAUCAAGAUUGGAAUAAUAGAUGAGUGAAGGUUAAUUCGGUUGUGAAUAAUGGAAUACCCUUCACCAACAAAAGAUAAACCUAUGGGCUUCUGGGCUUCACCUAGGGCUCAGAUGGAUAGUUCUGCACCUUUAGAUGGGUUUGGUAGACCCGAAGACCCGUUGUUUAACGGGUUUAACGGGUUUUCCGAGCUUAUGAACUUUGAUACUUAUGCUGGGUGGUGUACUAGUCCUACUGCUGCUGAUCAGAUGUUUGCGUCUUUUGCGCUGUCGGGUGGUUAUCCGCCUUAUGAUUAUUCGAGCUUUACGGAACAAGUUAAGGGGGGGUUUAUGCCAACUGAUGCCCCGAUCAUACAAAGUUUAAACAACGGCGGUGAUUUUGUGUUACCUGUGGAUUCUGCGGAUGAAAAGGGCGGUGCUUCUCAACAGAAGGAUGUUCAAGAGACGGGAAACGGUAGCGUUCAGAAGUCACCGUCGACGUCACUUGCUGAAAAGAUGUUAAAGGCGUUGUCUUUGUUUAAAGACUCGUCUGGAGCGGGGAUUUUGGCGCAAGUUUGGGUUCCGAUUAAGGAAGGUGAUAAGUAUAUAUUGAGCACUUGUGAGCAGCCGUACCUGCUUGACCAGGCGUUGGCUGGAUACCGUGAAGUAUCUAGAGGAUUCACUUUCUCUGCUGAAGUGAAAGCCGGUGAUUUUCCAGGGCUUCCGGGCCGGGUUUUUACCUCGAAAGUUCCGGAAUGGACUUCGAAUGUGGCCCAUUACAAUAAAGGUGAAUACAUGCGUAUAGAUCAUGCGCUCAGUCAUGAAGUACGCGGGUCAAUUGCUGUACCUGUUUUUGAAGAUGACUCGUUUGAGAAAUCUUGUUGUGCUGUACUUGAACUUGUUACAAUAAAAGAGAAAGCUGAUUUUAGUGCUGAGAUGGACCGUGUUUGUCGAGUCCUUGCGACUGUAAACCUGAAAAGUGUUGCACCUCCCCGACUUCAUAAGCAGUGCCUGUCACAAAACCAAAUGACUGCAUUGGCAGAAAUUACCGACGUUCUCCGAGCUGUAUGUCAUGCACAUAGAUUACCAGUUGCUCUAACAUGGAUACCAUGUAGUUACAACGAACAAGGUGGUGACGAAAUCAUUAAAGUACAAGUCGGAGGGCGUAAUCGUAAUUCAACCGAGAAGUCUAUUUUAUGUAUUCAAGCAGAUGCCUGCUACGUUAACGAUAGAGAAAUGCAAGGUUUUGUGCAAGCGUGUAGUGAGCAUCAUCUCGAAGAAUCACAGGGUAUUGCAGGAAAAGCGCUUCAGUCGAAUCAUCCGUUUUUCUUCCCUGAUGUGAAAGAAUAUCAUAUAAACGAGUACCCACUUGUUCAACACGCUAGAAAAUAUGGUUUAAAUGCUGCUGUUGCAAUUAGGUUAAGGAGCACGUAUACGGGUGACGAUGAUUAUAUACUUGAGUUUUUUCUUCCGGUCAACAUGAAAGGGUCAACAGAACAGCAACUUUUGUUGAAUAACUUAUCGAGUACAAUGCAGCGGAUUUGUAGGAGUUUGAGAACUGUUUCUGAUGCGGAAUUAUCAGGUGUAGCGGGGCCCGGUGUUGGAUUUCGUAACCGUCUCGAUGAAAACCAGUUGUCGACUACUGCUGAUCAAGUUUCUGUAAAUGCAACCGAGUCAAGUAGCACUUGGACAGGAGCAAGUGCACCUGAUCAGACGGUUGGUGGAUUAAGACGACAGUCUGAGAAAAAACGGAGUGCUUCAGAGAAAAACGUUAGCUUAAGUGUUCUACAACAAUACUUUUCUGGAAGCCUUAAGGAUGCUGCUAAAGCCAUCGGAGUGUGUCCUACUACACUAAAAAGGAUAUGCCGACAACAUGGUAUCUCCCGAUGGCCGUCAAGAAAAAUAAAUAAGGUAAACCGUUCGUUACAAAAGAUACAAACGGUUCUUGAUUCUGUUCAGGGAGUAGAAGGAGGGUUAAAGUUUGACCCGACAACAUGUGGUCUUGUAGCAGCAAGUGGUGUCAUCCAAGAUCUCGAUGCACAAAAAGGUUCAGUUUUUUCCAAUAAUACCCCUGAAGGUGGUACAUCACCGUCACCAUGUUUUAAUAACGAAAGCGCGAUUGUAAAACUUGAAGAUGAAUGUUACAAGGGGGUGAACAAAUUAAAACUGUCCAAUGAUGAAUAUUGUAGUCCAGUUGACGGUCAAACGAAAAGAAAAAAGUCAAACCCCCAUUUACUCUCACAAAGCUUGACCUCCAUGGCGAACGGUGAUGAUAUGGAUACAUCAAUGAAUGACGAUCAUGACCGUGAUCGUGACCGUGACCGUGAUCAUAACCAGUCGACUUCUUCAGGCAUGACGGAAUCAUCAAACGGCUCAAUGGUGAAUGGAAGUUCAUCAAGUUCUCCAAGUUUCAGUGGCCUUAAAAACGCUAAAUCCGAUACAACAUCGUGUGACGAAGGAUCUAAACUUACUGUAAAAGCGACAUACAAAGAAGAUACGGUUAGAUUCAAGUUCGAACCAACUUCCGGUUGGUUCCAGCUUUACGACGAAGUUGCGAAAAGGUUUAAGAUACAAACCGGCACGUUUCAGCUCAAAUACAAAGAUGAUGAAGAGGAAUGGGUUUUGUUGGUGUGCGAAUCCGACUGGAACGAGUGUCUUGAAAUUUUGGAUUUUCAAGGGACCCGCACUGUGAAAUUUAUCGUUCGCGAUGCUACGUUUGCUACGGGCAGCUCGGGCGGUAGCAACUGUUUCUUGAUGGGAAGUUGUUAAGAUGACACGAUUUCCGAAAAAUCGUGAUCUUUUUUCUGGUAAAUUUUAAUAAAAAUGGUUGUUGUGAUAUCAGUUGAAGAGGUAAAGGGACAUGGAUAUAUUGUUUUGGUGUUAAGGGGUGUGGAAUUUGAAUAAUCAUGUAUGAUAAUAAUGUUGUCACAUUACAUGUAUAGUGUAUGGAGAAGAUAGGAGUAGUGGGAGAUUUUUAUUUGUUUAAAUAUAUGUUGACUAUUUUGUUCAAACAAAUGGUCAAACCAUAUCUCAAUAUUAUUAGUGUCAUAAUAUUUAUUUUCUUAUAAGUUA